AUGAAGCUCCUCGCUCUCACCCUGGGCUCACUAGCCUCCGCUGCGUCCAUCACUUCCGGGGCACUGAAUCGUCGUGCGGACUUUUGCGGCCAAUGGGAUACCGUCACCUCAGGGGACUUCAUCCUGUACAACAAUCUUUGGGGCCAAGAUAAUGCUGACAGUGGCUCGCAAUGCACAGGGUUGGACUCUGGCAGCGGCAACUCAAUUGCGUGGCACACAAGUUGGAGCUGGUCUGGCGGCGAGUACAACGUCAAGAGUUUCGCCAACGCCGCAUAUCAAUUCACAGCAACUCAGCUGAGCGCUCUGAGCUCGAUCCCGACUACCUGGGAGUGGCAGUAG
Molecule: messenger RNA, 339 nt
Organism: Aspergillus calidoustus
Lineage: Eukaryota; Fungi; Ascomycota; Eurotiomycetes; Eurotiales; Aspergillaceae
Source: the annotation of a GenBank genome assembly